AUGGGUCUCGAAGGCACCAUAUCUCCUCAUGUUGGUAAUCUUUCUUUCCUCCAAUUACUCGAUCUUAGCAACAAUAGCUUCUAUGGUCAUCUGACAGAUGAAAUAGGCCACUUGCGUCACCUAAAAACCCUUUAUUUAUUUCUUAAUAUGUUAGAAGGAAACAUCCCACUGGGCUUACACCACUGUCAAAGGCUUGAAGUGAUAUCACUUGCGGGUAAUAAAUUUAGAGGUAGAAUUCCGAAAGAGUUGAGCACCUUAACCUCUCUAAGUGAACUUGCUCUCGGACAAAAUGAACUUAUAGGUACUAUUCCACCUUCCUUUGUCAACAUUUCAAGCUUAGAAGGGUUUGGGCUAGAAGAGAAUCAAAUUUAUGGAAACUUUCCAACUGAAUUGGCACAACUUCCAAAUUUGAACUUAAUUUACCUUGCAUUGAAUUAUCUCAUAGGUCCAAUACCUCCUGCAAUUUUUAACAAGUCUUCAAUGGUUCAAAUUGACUUGAAUGGGAAUGCCUUUUCUGGAAACAUUCCAACAAAUAAUGGCCUUUUCCUUCCUAAUCUUGAAGUCCUCCUUUUGGAUCACAAUCAACUAACUGGAAACAUUCCUUCAUCUCUUUCCAAUUCUUCGAAUCUCACUAUGCUAACACUAGCGGUCAACUUGUUUACUGGAACAGUACCAAAACAUUUAGGCAAUCUAAAACACCUAGAAGUUUUGCAUUUAUUUAAAAAUCAACUGACAAACGAACCAGGAAGUAUUGAACUUAGUUUUCUCACAGAUUUGACAAAUUGUACUUCCUUGGUGCAUUUGUUGGUGGGAGGAAAUAAAUUGAGUGGCACCCUACCCAAUUCUAUUGGAAAUUUUUCAAACACUUUGCAAGAACUUGAUGUAUCUGAAAGCCAACUAAUUGGUACAAUUCCUAAAGAGAUUGGUUCUUUGAGGAAUGUGAAUGUACUUGGAUUGGCUAACAGUAAUCUGAAUGGAAACAUCCCCUCAACUCUUGGAGAAAUUGAAAGUUUGCAAAGGUUGUAUCUUGGCGGUAACAACUUUCAUGGAUCAAUUCCAAAUGAGAUUUGCCUUUUGAGCAACUUAGGGGAACUUUAUGCAGACGAAAAUAAGUUAUCUGGAUCGAUCCCAAGUUGCAUUGAAAAUCUUAAAGGUUUGCAGGUGAUGAAGCUUUCUCAUAAUAAAUUGACCUUCAUACCGUCGAGUUUAUGGAAAAUUGAAACUUUAAGGGACUUGAAUCUUUCGUUCAAUUCAUUAGGUGGAAGCCUAGAUCCAAACAUAAGACCAUCGAAAGUGUUGGAAAUCGUGGAUUUAUCUUCAAUAGCAUUGUAA
This is a messenger RNA of Camellia sinensis, 1332 nucleotides long. Lineage: Eukaryota; Viridiplantae; Streptophyta; Magnoliopsida; Ericales; Theaceae. The record is from RefSeq and is a predicted model, not a curated record.